UCCACGUGAAGCUGAAGAACACCUAUGGAUCAGCAGCGUUAGCGGCAGCUUUAAGCCGAAGUUAUAAUCUCCACUCCCUCGAUCAACACCGUCUAGAAAGAGCCCACAAAUACCAACGUCCCAGAUCUUUCUACUCUCUCCUCCUUACAAAAAGGCCCCUUUAGCCCUCACAAGAAGCCUUCUAAAAUUCAAAUCCAAUAGUAGUAGGAGCGGUAGCUCUCUCUGUUUCAAUUCCAAGUCUUAAAACUCAAAUGGCUUUGCCGAAUCAGCAAACUGUUGAUUAUCCAAGCUUCAAGCUUGUGAUUGUUGGCGAUGGUGGUACAGGGAAAACAACAUUUGUGAAAAGGCAUCUGACUGGCGAGUUCGAGAAGAAAUAUGAGCCAACUAUUGGUGUGGAAGUUCAUCCUUUGGAUUUCUUCACUAACUGUGGUAAAAUUAGAUUCUAUUGCUGGGAUACAGCCGGUCAAGAGAAGUUUGGUGGUCUUAGAGAUGGAUACUACAUCCAUGGUAAUUGUGCUAUAAUCAUGUUUGAUGUUACUGCUCGGUUGACAUACAAGAAUGUACCUACAUGGCAUAGGGAUCUUUGCAGGGUCUGCGAAAACAUUCCUAUUGUUCUUUGUGGAAACAAGGUUGAUGUAAAGAACAGGCAGGUGAAGGCAAAGCAGGUUACCUUUCACAGGAAGAAGAACCUGCAAUACUAUGAGAUUUCAGCUAAGAGCAACUAUAAUUUUGAGAAGCCAUUCUUGUACCUUGCUAGAAAACUUGCUGGGGAUCCUAACUUGCAUUUUGUUGAGACUCCAGCCUUGGCUCCCCCAGAAGUGCCUAUCGACCUUGUAGCACAAGCACAUCAUGAAGCCGAACUUGCUGCUGCUGCUAGCCAACCUCUUCCAGAUGACGAUGAUGACGCGUUUGAGUAAAAGAAUAGAAGAGACAUGGUCCUUGUUGGAAUCUAAGGGGCUUUGAUUGUAUGGUUUUGAGGAUAUGGUAUAAACUGAAUGAUUUCAGGUCUAUCACUGACCUGUUCUUUUCGAGUUGCCCAUUCAUCAUUUUGCAGGGGGUGUCUUGCUCUGUUUAUACCAUCCUUUUUUAUGGUACUAUUCUAUGUAGGAUGCUCCUGGUGUUGCUCUGUCCUUGAAUUUCUACCGCUGUGCUGAUUAGCUGAUUAUACCA
Molecule: messenger RNA, 1170 nt
Organism: Populus nigra (black poplar)
Lineage: Eukaryota; Viridiplantae; Streptophyta; Magnoliopsida; Malpighiales; Salicaceae
Product: GTP-binding nuclear protein Ran-3-like
Exons: 8
Coding region: 252-917 (221 amino acids)
Biological process (GO): ribosomal subunit export from nucleus; protein import into nucleus
Cellular component (GO): nucleus; cytoplasm
Molecular function (GO): GTP binding; GTPase activity
Source: RefSeq, a predicted model, not a curated record